GCAUAAAGUUAUUUUCAGAGAUGUUUGAAACUGGUGCCCGGUUAAAUUAUAAGCAAGGUAAUUAUCAUGAGACCUGCAAGAUGGGUAUCAGUCUCCUAACUCGAAAACGCUGUCCAACUACCAAGAAAUUCCAUCGCAUCAAAACCUUCACGCACUCAGCUUUCACUUUCUUAUUGCUUUCUUAGCAAAACAGUUGAUCCCGAAGCCCUCGACACAAUGUUUGACUUUGGAAGUCGCGCCGGCCAGAGAAAGAAAUUGUUAGAUGAAGCAAAUGCAUCUGCAACGCCCAGUCGCGAUAGAACUGAGCCCUUGACCUUGACAUCCGCAGGUGCGGAUAUUCGAGUUAUCCCCAAGCCUAGCUCGGCCGACCUCAUUGAAAAUGCAAGUUAUAAUGGACAGCGACUUGGACUGUUCCCGCUGAAAGCGGACAACACGGAUUCUGAUUCCUUGUCUCCAACUUACCAUCUUGACGUCAUUGCUUUACACGGCUUGAAUGGGGAUGCAUUCGAUACCUGGACCAAUAAAAACAAACAAAUGUGGCUUAAAGAAUUCCUGCCACGUUCGCUACCUGGAGCAAGAGUCUAUACCUUUGGGUAUGAUUCGGAUAUCUUCAGUCGGUCCAAUGCCGAUAUUGGAGACUUUGCUCGCAGAUUAUUAUCGCAAUUGAACUUGGAACGUCAGUCUGAGGCGGAUAAACGACGCGGGAUCGUGUUCAUCUGCCAUAGCUUGGGAGGAAUUGUUUGCAAAAAAUCCCUAAUUCUUGCUCAUGAAAGCUCUCGAUACGUAAAUAUUCUCCAAUCAACCAAAGCAGUUAUAUUCUUUGGAACUCCCCAUUCUGGAUCGGAACAAGCAGAUUUCCUAUCGACGCUGGUAAAAAUUGCAAAUACGGUGGAAUCGGCAUCUAAGUUAAACCACUUUCUUGGCAAACCGAGACAACACCUCGCAGAUCUGCUCCGACCUCGUUCAGUGGAGCUUGAGAACAUUUCUAUGUCUUUUACGGAUAGAACUAAAGGGAUUGAAAUUGUAUCCUUUUACGAAGAGAGGGUGAUGCCACCUUUCAAAAGUGAGGUUGUACCACGCAGCAAUACUAGAAUUGGCGUACCAAAUGAAGAAAUGAUUCCGUUGGCGGCCAACCACAGAGAGAUGUGCCGACUUGACGAAGACGCCCUUGCAUUUCGGAAGAUUGUACAGGUCUGUCAAACACACGGGGUGCAGAGUAAUGAGCGAGAUUUGACUCGUCCUCUCAAUCUCCAGGAGCAAGAGUGUCUCAGGGCACUUAACACAAUUGAUAUGAACGAUUGUAGGGCUCAACUUCGUCCACGAUCACCCGGCACUUGCGAAUGGAUCUCAUCGAAUAACCAACUUCGAGAAUGGAUUUUAGACGAACACUCGAGCCUCCUCUGUAUCACUGGAGACAUGGGAAGUGGCAAGUCAAUUCUCACCUCAUAUCUGGUGGAGCAGAUGAAGACGAUUUUGGCCGUAGCAACACAAACCGACUCUACUACGAUAGUCGUGUGUUCGUUCUUUUGCGAUGACAAAGACGUUGGUCGCAACCACGGCCAGGCGAUUCUGCGUGGUCUCUUAUACCAAAUCCUUACCCAGCGCCAUGACCUGAUGGAGCAUGCCACUGCGAGGUUCUCAGAGGUUGCGCCAGAGCGAUGGUCAAUUCUCGUACUAUGGGAAAUACUGAGGGAUAUUAUGCUCAACCCUAGAACUGGAACAAUUGUCCUCAUCAUAGACGCAAUUGAUGAAUGCGAACCUUGCUCUAGAGGCAGGCUUUUGACUGCCAUAAAGCAGUUCUUGAUACAAAAGCUCGAACCGCCUUCCACCGCUCUCAAACUUUUGAUGUCAAGCAGGAACAAUGUCGAUAUCACGGAAGAGAUUGAGGAGUGCUCAGAAAUCAUCUGCCUCGACGAUGCGGCCGAAGUCAGAGGAGUCGAACAGGAUAUGAAGCUGGUAGUUAAAGACCAGUUGGAUGCUCUCGCAAUCAAAGCGAAGUGGCCAGAGGAGAUAAGGCAAAGCCUGGAAAGGAGAAUAGUGAUGAAAGCCGAUCGAAAUUUCCUAUGGGUCAGUCUAGUGAUCCAACGUCUCAAAGGAGGACCACAAACCAAGAAGUAUUUCGAGAAAGUUAUCGAGGAAAGUCCAAGGGAUCUUGAUGGCCUCUAUUGCCGCAUUCUCGCCGAUAUCGAAACCGAAAAUCAAGCCCUGGCUGCAAAGAUUCUGCGUAUUCUAGUUGGCUCGUUCAGGCCCUUAGCAACGGCUGAGAUACAGAUUGCUUUGGCGAUUGAUUUAGACCAUCAGACACUGAGGUCAGUAGAAGAGGAGAGUGACAUGGCCGUUGAAAGGACAAUACGGCUUGUGCUGGGUCCACUGGUCCACAUCCAUGACUUCCAAGUCCACCUUGUACAUCAAUCGGCGAAGGAAUUUUUGUUGAGACUGGCUAGCGGAAAAGUGGCCGACUUGAGUAGCUUUGAGCUUGAUCUGCCAAAAUUGUUCUUGACGAAAAUGUGCCGGCAUUUCUCGAACUCCCAGGUGCUACUGAAGAAAGUCCGUGGUCAAUGGACCAGAAGCCCCCGUUCUUUGAAUACUCUGCUAGUCAUUGGACAACACAUCUCUGCUGGCUGGGGGUAUCUACGCCGCAACAUUUACUGGAAUCAGCAAUCCGCAUCUCACGUCCAGGCACAGAUUGUCUCUCCAAUUGGUCUGAUCAAUAUAGACUAUCGUCAAAGGAUUAUGUGACGCUGCCCAAGGAUCUCGACCCACUCACUGUGGCUGCCUUUUUCGGCCUUGUUCUGCUCGCCAACAAAGUCUUAGAGAUGUAUCCAUCAGAACUUCAAGGCAAGAGUAAAUCUCUUGCGUUAUCUUGGGCGUGUAGAAUGGGU
This is a messenger RNA of Hyaloscypha bicolor E, 2882 nucleotides long. RefSeq lists its product as uncharacterized. The coding region runs from base 217 to 2739 and encodes 840 amino acids. NCBI's taxonomy places the organism in Eukaryota, Fungi, Ascomycota, Leotiomycetes, Helotiales, Hyaloscyphaceae. The record is from RefSeq and is a predicted model, not a curated record. The transcript has 7 exons.